CUACUUCUUUGGCCCAAAAAAGCCAGUUUCGUGUGUCUCUUUCAUACCACCGACUUGAUCGUCCGUCUAUCCAGUCUCGUUGUUGAUCUGGGAUCACUUUGCUCCUCCUUUCCCCUCGCCCAGCCUCUCCUCCUCCCCUCCAUGCCUCAGCCUAUCCAUCACCGGUCCUCGUUCAAUCGGCCUCUCGUCCGGCUCAGUCGCAGUCUGUCUCCCUUUCGAUGCUUCUGGACAAUCAGUUCCAAUUCAGCAAUCGCCUCCUCCCACCCUGGACCCCACGGAAUGGGGCAAUUCUCCAUUCCAUUCCAUUCCAGCCCAGCAACCCUGUCCUUCAGUUCUGACCGCUCCAUUUCGAUCCUGUCUCCGGCCAGUCUCCCUAUCCGUCAUCCCGUUUUGCUCUCUGCCAAGCCAACCCAAUGGCCCAACUGUUGUCAUUUCACUCAGACCUUCAGCUCGAGGGUGACUUCAUAA
Messenger RNA from Protopolystoma xenopodis, 468 nucleotides. The record is from the annotation of a GenBank genome assembly. NCBI's taxonomy places the organism in Eukaryota, Metazoa, Platyhelminthes, Monogenea, Polystomatidea, Polystomatidae.